Molecule: messenger RNA, 1633 nt
Organism: Didymella exigua CBS 183.55
Lineage: Eukaryota; Fungi; Ascomycota; Dothideomycetes; Pleosporales; Didymellaceae
Product: PR-1-like protein
Exons: 2
Coding region: 293-1339 (348 amino acids)
Source: RefSeq, a predicted model, not a curated record
GCUGUCUUGACGACAACGACAACGUUCCUUUGAUCAGCACAGCUGAACGAAUUCACACUCUUUGCCACCUGCUGACCCACACUCUUUACCACCUGCUGACCCACACUCUUUACUACCUGCCGUCCCAACUGUGUACGCUCCUUUGUCGUCAGUCGCCGAAGUUGCGCUUGACCCGACUCGACAUUCGCCGCUUUCGUCGAAGUAGUCAUAUUUAUAUUGACCACAACGUCUCGAUUGAGAGGAGCAUCAUCAGAACACAAACAUCACUUUUCAGUUCUUCACUAUCACCAUAAUGCGCCAUUCUACACUUCUUGCCUCUACUCUUGCGGUUGGCAGUCUUGCCCUACCCCAGGGUCAGCUUGAGAAGCGCCAGCAAGUGACCGUGUACAGCACAGUCACGGUCACAGUCACUGUCUUCGCCAACCCAAUCGCUACACCAGCAUGGGCAGGACCCCCUAAGGCUCCCAACCCUCCCAACCCCAACCGGCCCUCAUUCGCGCCGUCCUUGCCACUAUGGACCCCGCCUCGUCCGGAUGCUGGAAGGACCACCAGUAGCACACCACGAGCAUCCUCUAGCACGGCGCCCGUUGUUAGUGUACCCGGCGCCACGCAGGGCCCGAUUGGUGGUGGCCAGCCUACAGGUCCAGCCGUUCCUGGCAACACUCAAGGUGUUCCUGGUGUUGCUACUUCCGGUACUUCCAUCGUCGGCAGCGCCAUCAGCAAUGCUCCGGUGCCUUCCAAUGCAGCACCGACACCUGCUCCCGGCGGUGCUCCCCUCGACCCUGGACAUACCCCAGGUGUAGGACAAGCUACACUUUCCGCUGGAUUGGCCUACCAAAAUGCGAUUCUCUACCAUCACAACGCCGCGCGUGCUAACCACAACGCCGCUCCGUUGGUCUGGAACCAGACUGUUGCCAACACUGCCGCCAUUGCAGCCAACACUUGCAGAUUUGAGCACCUUAUCCCUGCGGGGGUGAACCAGGGCCAGAACCUGUUCACCGUCUCUGGCAAUUACUUCAAUGUUACUGCUGGUAUUACCGAGAGUUGGUAUAAGGGCGAGUUCCAGGCGAUGUUGCCAGUAUUCGGUCAGCCGAGCAUUCCUGCUGAGAUCUUCCACGACGUCGGCCACCUUACGCAGAUUCUUUGGAAGGGAACUACCAGCGUUGGAUGUGUAUCCCUCGAUUGUGGCAAUAGGAUGGUUGUUGGCGGCCAAGCCGGUUCUACCUUAAACAAGUAUACCGUUUGCAACUAUUAUCCCGCAGGCAAUGUCGGUACUCAAUACGCAAUCAACGUUGGCAGGCCCAUCAGCAACACUAACCUCGGUAGCUGGAGCAAUUAGGUAUGCUUCGGUCUAUUGUUGUCUUGCGAUGAUAUACUUCCAGGUGUAUGGUUUACUGUUGUAUACCUUUUCACAGACGUCGCAGUGCCAAGCAGCAGUAGUGCCUGCAUUGCUUCGCUGUUCCCCUUCUUGUCAUGGAUCCGCGGGAUUUGUAUUUCUGUUUCGGGAUUGAUCUGGAAGCAAUCAGUCACGUCACAUUCUUUCGAGCGUACCUUUAACUGUACAUACUGGCGAUCUACAGUCCUUACGACAUGUAAUAUAUAUAUCUUUGAAUUACGAUACGAUCAUCUACAA